Messenger RNA from Coturnix japonica (Japanese quail), 2839 nucleotides. RefSeq names its product G protein subunit alpha transducin 1 (gene GNAT1). The record is from RefSeq and is a predicted model, not a curated record. Gene Ontology annotation, biological process: phototransduction, visible light; adenylate cyclase-modulating G protein-coupled receptor signaling pathway; detection of light stimulus involved in visual perception. Lineage: Eukaryota; Metazoa; Chordata; Aves; Galliformes; Phasianidae. Gene Ontology annotation, cellular component: heterotrimeric G-protein complex; cytoplasm. Gene Ontology annotation, molecular function: GTPase activity; G protein-coupled receptor binding; G-protein beta/gamma-subunit complex binding.
UGGGGCCAGCAGGGACAUCCCUGCCACGGGGCAUAGCCACGGCCUGGGGACAUUGGGCCACCAUCUCUGGGAGGGGACAGCUGGGCGCCCUCUCCGCAGAAGCGCUGACGCCGGGAGCCGGGGGAUUGCUGAGCUCAGCCCCGGGCAGAUUUCGGGGCUUUAUCCGCACUCUGCCUUAAGCCGCGCUCCUUGUCCCCGUCCUUGGCCCACUUGGGUGGCAGCGGCGGCCGCAGUCGGGCGGUGGGCGAGCGCUGGAGGCGGCGGGGGGCUGGCGCUCACUGCCCGUCCUGGUGCUGACCUCCACCGAGCGGGCGAGCCGGCGGGCGGCGGAGGCGAGGAUGGGCGCAGGGGCCAGCGCCGAGGAGAAGCACUCCCGUGAGCUGGAGAAGAAGCUGAAGGAGGACGCUGAGAAGGAUGCCAGGACCGUCAAGCUGCUGCUGCUGGGAGCAGGAGAGUCAGGGAAGAGUACCAUCGUCAAGCAGAUGAAGAUCAUCCACCAGGAUGGUUACUCACUGGAGGAGUGCUUGGAGUUCAUCGCCAUCAUCUACAGCAACACGCUGCAGUCCAUGCUGGCCAUCGUGCGUGCCAUGACCACGCUCAACAUCCAGUAUGGCGACUCAGCCCGCCAGGAUGAUGCCCGCAAGCUGCUGCACCUCUCAGACACCAUUGAGGAGGGCACCAUGCCCAAGGAGAUGUCGGACAUCAUUGGGCGGCUCUGGAAGGAUGCAGGCAUCCAGGCCUGCUUUGACCGGGCCUCUGAGUACCAGCUCAAUGACUCGGCAGGAUACUACCUGUCGGACCUGGAGCGCCUGGUGACCCCUGGCUACGUCCCCACUGAGCAGGACGUGCUGCGCUCCCGUGUCAAAACCACCGGCAUCAUCGAAACCCAGUUCUCUUUCAAGGACCUCAACUUCAGGAUGUUCGAUGUCGGGGGGCAGCGAUCAGAGCGCAAGAAGUGGAUCCACUGCUUUGAGGGGGUGACGUGCAUCAUCUUCUGCGGGGCACUGAGUGCCUACGACAUGGUGCUGGUGGAGGAUGAUGAAGUGAACCGCAUGCACGAAAGCCUGCACCUCUUCAACAGCAUCUGCAACCACAGGUGCUUCGCCACCACUUCUAUCGUCCUCUUCCUCAACAAGAAGGACCUCUUCGAGGAGAAGAUCAAGAAGGCGCACCUCAGCAUCUGCUUCCCUGACUAUGACGGUCCCAACACCUAUGAUGAUGCUGGCAACUACAUCAAGCUGCAGUUCCUGGAGCUGAACAUGCGGCGGGACGUGAAGGAGAUCUACUGGCACAUGACCUGCGCCACUGAUACCGAGAACGUCAAGUUCGUCUUUGACGCCGUCACCGACAUCAUCAUCAAGGAGAACCUCAAGGAUUGUGGGCUUUUCUGAGCCCCAGCCCCUAUGCUCCCCCCCCCCGACCCCCUGGUGCCCCUGCCCACCCUCUGCCACUGCUUCUGCUUGUCCCCAAACCCCAGCAAUGUGACCUGCACAGCUCCAGAGCAUCCCACCAGCCAUCCCCCCGCCUGCAUACACCCCUGGGUGCUGGGGACACCUGGGGUCCCAGGGCAUCCCUUGGUACUGAGGGGUGCUGGAUCCCCCUGGGGACCACGGGAUGCCCUUGGGAACAGCACCACAGCUCCAAGAUAGCAGCCCCAGGUGAGUGCCAGCCUGCAAGGGACCCCCCUAUGGGCACCCACGGGGGGGCUCUGAACCCACACAUCACCUCAAACCCAAAGGUGACCUCAGAUGCUGCCAAGCCCCUCCUACAUCCCCCCUCCCCCACAGAGACCCACAGAGGAGGAAGAAAGCAGCUGCAUCACCCCCCACAUUGACAUGGGUGGGGGGGGGGGGGGGGGGUAGGUGAUCACUCAUAUUUCCUUUUUUUUCUUUCUACAUUUUAUUAUCUCAAACCAUGUGAACAAUUCAGAAAAAACAUCCCGUGGGAAAAGCAGGAGCUGAGGGACAGAGGGGGGAGGGAGGGCAGCCCCAUACAGCAGGGUCUGCCCCCCGGCACAGCUAGCCCUACCUGCUAGGCCCUAUUAGAGAGGGGCAGGGGGGCACCAGCCCUCUCCCCCCAGCCCGGCGCCAGACAAAGGGGACCCCCCUGCAAGGCACACGAUUUCGGCAUUACCUGCACGAAGACGACGCGACCACGUAGCACUUGAUGCUUUUAAAUAGUUUCUUAAAAAGGUUUCUUUAAAAAGCAACGUAAACCAAGCUUGGUGUGUGUGUGUGUGUGGGUGUGUAUGGGUAGGUGUUUGUGUGUGUGUGUGGCUUGUCUUUUUGCUUGUUUUUCUUUUUGCUGGUUAUUAAUUAAAAGGAAUGUUUUCGGUCGUGUUUCCUGGGGGGGGUCCCCUCACCGGCCCCUGCGAUGCCGGGAGCUCCGCGGCCCCCCUUCAAACACGGCGUUUUGGAUGUAAACGGUACGGAACUGAAUAAAAAGGAGAGGCUGGGGAGAUGGCGACCGGUUACAAACCGAGAGAGAAAUCCUCCUGUCCCCAGCCCAAAAGGCAAAGGGGGGCGGGGGGACACCGGGGGCGAGCGGGGACAGCCCUGGGUCAGGCGUCGCAGGCGGAGCAUCCCCACCGCUGCCACCACGGCCGUCACCAAAACGUCUCUUUAGAGGGUUGGGGGAUGAAACCAGAGGAGAAGCAGAAUCGCUGGGCACGGUCCUCCCUUCAUCGGUGCGUCCUAGGAGAGAGCAAGCCAUGAGCGGGAUGGGGAUGGGGUCAGGGAGGUGCUGGGCAGCGGGAUGGGGACGGCACUUGUGGGUUCUUACCGCCCUCAGAAGAGCCCGCAGUCCUUCAGGUUGUUUUUGAUGAUGACGUCGGUGACGG